UAAAAGAUUCAAUUGCAACUUCAACGUCUAGUAAGACAGUUAUAUUCCAUAUUUAUUGUAGGCUAUAGAUCGGUUUUCUUCAUUACACAAGAAAAACUAUAUAAAUAUAACCUACAGUGUUGAAAGAGGAAAUCAAAUUAAAUUGAAUAGUGAAGUCAACGCUUGUACCAACAAUGUCCUGUAGUUUACCAACUCUUAUCAGUUGUCACCUGCAGUUGGCGGCAAUUUGCUUGUUGAUAUUUACUUUUAAUAAUAUUGAUAAUGCAAACGCAAUCGGAUUACACCGUGGUGGCCGUCGCAUUAUUGAUGAACCGAGCAAACAGCAGACACCUAUCGACACACCAGAACCGGAAGAGAACUGGUUCCAACAAAAACUCGAUCACUUCGAUGGGAGACAGCAGAAUAUAACAUGGAAGCAACGAUACUUUAUGAACGAAAAGUUUUACCGCAAUGAUAGCAAUGCGCCCAUAUUUCUCACGAUUGGUGGAGAACUGGCGAUAUCGCCGCGUUGGGUGACUAUGGGAACUUGGAUUCGAUUUGCCGAACACUUUGGCGCCAUGUGCUUUCAUUUAGAGCAUCGCUUCUAUGGUAAAAGUCAACCGAAAAGCGAUCUCUCAUACGAAAACCUAAAAUUCCUUUCCUCAAAGCAAGCACUAGAAGACAUCGCUCAUUUCAUCCGAAGUAUGAAUCAAAAAUACACUUUCAAUAGCAAACAGAAAUGGAUUGUCUUUGGUGGUUCUUAUCCCGGUGCAUUGGCGGCAUGGGCGCGUCAAAAGUAUCCGCAUUUAAUAUAUGGUGCGAUCAGUUCGAGUGCACCGCUUUUGGCGAAGGUGGACUUUGUUGAGUACUUCGAGGUCGUUAAAGCUUCUCUGGCAACUCAUUCCAACAACUGCCUGAGAGCUUUCGGACAUGCCUUUGCAGAGUUGGAAACGCUUACACGACAUGCGAUUGGUCAACGAAAUUUGGAUGAGAAAUUCAAUACCUGCACGCCAAUUGGUGAAUCGGUUACGAACCCAUUGGAUAUGUCGAACUUCUUCCAAACAUUAGCCGAUAAUAUUGCAGGUGUGGUGCAAUUCAAUAAAGACAAUCGACCUGGAGCCGAUUAUACCAUAGAUGAUGUCUGCAAUGUAAUGGUCAACUCUACUAUUGGACCGCCUUUUGAACGAUUGGGCAUUGUAAAUGGCAUGCUUUUGGAAGACUCCAAGAAAAAAUGCCUCGACUACAAAUACGACAAUAUGUUGACUGAAAUGAGAAAUAUUUCCUGGUUUGCCGAAGUAGCUAACGGCACACGUCAAUGGACCUACCAGACUUGUAACGAGUUCGGUUUCUAUCAAACCUCGAAUAAUAAGACUGACACUUUCGGUGAUAGAUUCAAAGUGGAUUUUUUCAUUAAGCAAUGCAUGGAUAUUUAUUCAGAGAGCAUGAACGCGAAAUACUUAGAGCAAGUUGUUUCACAGACGAAUGCAUUCUAUGGUGGACUUAGUCCUAAGUCAACGAAUGUCCUUUAUGUGCACGGUUCGAUAGAUCCAUGGCAUGCGAUUGGUAUGACCGAAUCUAAGAACCCAAAUAAACCUACUGUUUACAUUGAAGGUACUGCACAUUGCGCCGAUAUGUAUGAACCUCUUCAAACAGAUCCACCUCAACUUAUCGAGGCACGUAAUAAAAUAUUGAAAUAUCUUACCCAGCUUUUGGAGAAAUCCGAGUCGUGAAGUGUCUAAAAAGA
Molecule: messenger RNA, 1723 nt
Organism: Zeugodacus cucurbitae (melon fly)
Lineage: Eukaryota; Metazoa; Arthropoda; Insecta; Diptera; Tephritidae
Product: putative serine protease K12H4.7
Exons: 9
Coding region: 174-1709 (511 amino acids)
Biological process (GO): proteolysis
Molecular function (GO): dipeptidyl-peptidase activity; serine-type exopeptidase activity
Source: RefSeq, a predicted model, not a curated record